Messenger RNA from Sander lucioperca (pikeperch), 3882 nucleotides. RefSeq names its product hemicentin-2-like. The transcript has 8 exons. NCBI's taxonomy places the organism in Eukaryota, Metazoa, Chordata, Actinopteri, Perciformes, Percidae. The record is from RefSeq and is a predicted model, not a curated record. Bases 253 to 2541 code for a protein of 762 amino acids.
UCAAUGAGAGAGCUCUCAUGCAAAUGCAAACCAGACUGCCUACCAACCCCUCCCUAGUGCAGUGUCAGGGAAAUUCUCGACGCAUCAUAACUUGCCAGAGAAAAAUACAAUAGCAGAUCAGAGCCACCAACGGCUCCCUAUUGUCCUAGUGUCAAGGAAAUUCUCUAAAUAUAUUACUAUAUUGUACUGACGGACAGAGAGAACAGUGUCGGGAUACAAAGACGACUGCAGAUCACCACUCUGUCAGACCUCAUGGCUCCAUUUCUGCUCCUGUUGUUCCUUCUGUCUGAAGCAGCUUCUGACAUGACUGACUUAACAGUGCUCCCUGGAGAUCAUGCUAUUCUGUCAUGUCAGGCUGAUGAUUCCUCCAUCAGAGCUGUAAAGUGGAGAAGACCUGACCUGGAGCCAGUUAACGUCUUCUUAUACAGUGAUGGACACUUGAAUACAGACGACCAGAAUCCAUCCUUUAAGGACAGGGUGCAGCUGGUAGACAGAGAUCUGAAAGGCAGAGACGCUUCUUUAAUUCUGAAGAAUGUGAACAUCAACGACACUGGAACAUACGAGUGUCGAGUUAUAACCGGUGGUUCUCACCCAAUCAGAACCAUCAGAACCAUCUAUCUGCAGGUUACAGAUGAGAGUGUGGUACCAGUGCUCCCUGGACAGGAUGCCAUUCUGCCAUGUCGGUCUGCUGAUCCCUCCAUCAGAGUUUUAUUGUGGAGCAGAGCUGACCAGAAGCCAUAUAAAACCCUCUUAUGCAGAACUGUAAAGCUGGAUAAUGACGAGCAGCAUGAAUCCUAUAACAACAGGGUGGAGCUGGUGGACAAAGAUCUGAAAAACGGAGUUGUUUCUUUAAAGCUGAAGAAAGUGAGCAGACACGACACUGGAAGAUACAUGUGUCGAGUUGAAACCGGUGAUCAAAAUGUUAUAAAGAAACGCCUCAACUCUGACCCAAUCGGAAUCAUCUAUCUGCAGGUUCCAGACGAGAUUGUGAAAGUGCGCACUGGACAGGAUGUCAUUCUGCCAUGUCAGGCUGCUGAUCCCUCCAUCAGCAUUGUAGAGUGGAGAAGACCUGACCUGGAGCCAGAUAUCGUCCUCUUAUACAGAGAUGGACACUUGAAGACAGAAGGACAGCAUUCAUCCUUUAAGGACAGGGUGGAGCUGGUGAACAGAGAGCUAAAGAAUGGAGACAUGUCUUUUACUCUGAAGAAUGUGAACAUCAACGACACUGGAGCAUACGAGUGUCGUGUUGAAUCAGAUUCAAAAAGUAAAAAGAGAGCCAACACCAACUCUGAGCCAAUCAGAAUCAUCUAUCUGCAGGUUACAGAUCCAGCAGACGUGAUUGUGGUAGCAGUGUACCCUGGAGAUGAUGUCAUUCUGCCAUGUCAGGCUGCUGAACGCUACAUCAGUACUGUAAAGUGGACCAGACCUGACCUGGAGCCAGAUACCGUCCUCUUAUCCAGAGAUGGACACUUGAAAACAGACGACCAGCAUCCAUCCUUUAAGGACAGGGUGGAGCUGGUGGACAGAGAUCUGAAGGACAGAGACGUGUCUUUAAUUCUGAAAAAUGUGAACAUCAACGACACUGGAACAUACAAGUGUGGAGUUAAAACCGGUGGUACUGUCGAACUCAUAAUCAGAAUCAUCCAUCUACAGGUUAGAGAGCCAGCAGACCUACCUGUGGUAACAGUGCACCCUGGACAGGAUGCCAUUCUGCCAUGUCAGGCUGUUGAACCCUCUAUCAGCGUUGUAGAGUGGAGCAGAGAUGAGUGCAUCCUCUUUUACAGCGAUAAAGAAACAGAUACAAUCAUCCACAAUCCAUCCUAUAAGGGCAGGGUGGACCUGUCUGGCAAAGAGCUGAAGGGCGGAGACGCGUCUUUAAUUCUGAAGAAUGUGAGCAGCACCGACAACGGAACAUACGAGUGUCGAGUUGGGUCAGCUGAUUCCAGACGUAAAAAGAGAUCCAUCAUUGACUCUGAUCCAAUCAGAACCAUCCGUCUGCAGGUUACAGAGCCAGACCUGAUUGAGGUAACAGUGCAUCCUGGAGAUGAUGUCAUUCUGCCAUGUCAGGCUGCUGAUCCCUCCAUCAGAGCUGUAGAGUGGAGCAGACCUGACCUGGAACCAGAGUAUGUCCUCUUAACCAUCGACGGACACCUGGAUCCAACCUACCAGCAUCCAUCCUUUAAGGACAGGGUGGAGCUGGUGGACAGAGAUCUGAAGGACAGAGACGUUUCUUUAACUCUGAAGAAUGUGAGCAGCAUCGACAACGGAACAUACGAGUGUCGAGUUAAACCAGAUGGUUCCAGACGUAAAAAGAGAGCCAACAUUGACUCUGAGCCAAUCAGAACCAUCCGUCUGCAGGUUACAGAGGAUGGAAACUCCUCUCCUGUAGGCCGAUGCAAUGGACUGGCAGCAGGUGUUGCAGGUGUUCUGUUUCUUGUAACUAUUGUAGUGGGUGUCCUGAAAUAUAAAAGACAUAAGAACAAGAGAUCAGGACCACCUGCUGAUGAUGAUGAUGAAGCAUCAGGCGAUAAGCUCGUCUGACAACUCUCAGAGCUCUUUAUACCUGACUGUUUUUUCACGUGUUGUAUAUUCAAGACUUCUCUUUCUCUGGGUGUGAGGUCAUGUUUAAAUCUGCUGUUUGUUUUUUCUCAACCAAUCUCUUCCCUCUAUGAAAUCCACAUACUUUUUUUAAGUAUAAGUUCUGUUAGUACAAAGAAAUUUUACUCGAGUAAAAGUUCUGGUACUUUAAAGACACCAAUAAUGUUUCCCCUCCGUGAAUCUCCACCUUACCGUGGUGGAGGGGUUUGUGUACCUGAUGAGUCUGAGAUCUGUAUUAUCUGGAGCUCUGAGAUCCUGUAGGGUCUCCAUGAUGAGUUGUUCCCAGAGGAGGGUCAGACUAAGAGAGAUUCACUUCAAAUUAUCUUUACCUUCAGAGAACUAGAAUAUUUACUUGAGUAAAAGUAGUGCUGCUUUAAAGAAAAACAAUGUCUCUUAACUAACAGUACUUUUACUAUGAAUGAAUUGUUCUUAAGUAAAAAACAAAGUUAGGCUACUUAUUUGAAAUCUGAAAAUUGUGCUCAGAUAAAAGAUAAGUCAGUUAAAAUGUUCUUUAAGAGCAGAAUGAAGAAGCCAACACAGAGAUGUUCAGACAAUAUAAACUCAGCAGCAGUACACAGAAAUACUUUGCUCCAUUAAAUGAGCAAAUGUAAUCCAUUACUUCAGCCCAGCUGUACUCAGCGCUGAUAUAUUACAGAAAGCUUUUAACAGGAAAUGAUGUUUCUUCAGUUGUAAAUAUCAGCAGACCGAGCACCCACCAAAUAUCUUCUAAUCAGGUGUAGAGAGCUCUUCAUCAUGUUAUCUGCUUGUAUGUUUGAUCGAGUUAAUAUUUUAUAUGGAGUGAAUUUUAAAUGCUUGUUUUCUGCUGGGUAAUAUAAAGCCUUGUGGUGCCUGCUAAGAAUGUUAUAUUUCCAGCUAAUUAUUUAAAAUCAACUAACAUUGAAUAGUUUAAACUGAGGAGUUGAUGACAUUGUGAAUAUUGUUGUUAUUGUAAUUAUAAAAUCAUCUGAUGCAGCUCAGAAUAUCUCAGGAGACAUAGAGGACGAGUCUGUCUCUAAAUAAGACCUUCGACUGGAUUUAAUAUCUACUAAGUAGAUUAACAUGAUGUUUCUAAAGGAAAUGUUAUGAAACGUGAACUAUACAAAAGUGAUGAUCUUUGAAAUCAGUUGAUAAUUAUUUAAUAUGAAUCAAUAGAUGAAAUAAUAAUGAUCAGAGACAUGAAGGAAGUUGAUAACUCAGUUUUAGCAUUCAGAUACCUUAAUGCGCCUUAAACUGUUUUACUCUUUCAUCUUAUUCUGAUAAACACGUUAUAUUGCUACAUUUGGA